AUGCUUGGGAUGAAGAGACCCGUGAGCAGUGAAUGUUUGCUACCUUAUUACACUGCCCAUAGCUACCGAUCCAUGGGUGUGUUUAACACCUCCAUGGGAAACCUACAACGACAGCUGUACAAGGGAGGAGAGUAUGAUAUUUUCAAGUAUGCACCGAUGUUUGAGAGCGACUUUAUCCAGAUUAGCAAAAAAGGAGAGGUGAUUGAUGUUCACAACCGCGUCCGAAUGGUGACUGUGUGUAUCGCAUCUACCAGCCCGGUCCUUCCACUACCUGAUGUCAUGUUGCUGGCCCGACCAGCUAAAGUCUGUGAAGAACAUGCCAGACGGGCCAGGUUCAUCAAGGGGAGAUGUUACAAGCCUUCAAAGGCUUUAGAGCUCACCAGGCUGCUUCCUUUGAAGUUUGUCAAGAUCUCCAUUCAUGAUCAUGAGAAACAGCAGCUGCGCCUGAAACUUGCCACAGGCCGGACUUUUUACCUGCAGCUGUGUCCCUCCUCUGACGCACGAGAAGACCUCUUUUGUUAUUGGGAAAAGCUUGUCUAUCUCCUGAGGCCACCAAUGAACAAUUGCAUCAGUAACCCAACACUUACCACUGGCGACACAAGCAUUGACACCAAAAGUCCACUCGUCUCAGAGAUCCGUGGAGAAGGAGAUCGGGAUUCUAGGCUUCAAACAUCCCAAGAUGUGUCAGAAGCCACUUCUGCUGCAUUUGCAGGAGGAGAGAGAACACAACCACAACCGGCUGCUGCAGCUGUUGUUACUCCUGGACCUGCCAAAGCUGCAGCUACUGUUUCUCCAGGACCUGUCAAAGCGAGGCCACCAGGGGUGCCAGGGGUGCCAGGGGCAGCAGGGGCAGCAGGGGCAGCAGGGGCAGCAGGGGCAGCAGGGGCGCCAGGGGCGGCAGGGGCGGCAUGGGCGGCAGGGGCAGCAGGGGCAGCAAGGGCAGCAGGUGGCACCACGACUGCAGCAGUAACAGCCCCCCCAGCAGGUGUGGCAAAAGCAGGGACAGCUACCAGCCCGACCUCAGGUGUCAUAAGCAUGGCAGCAACAACAACCAAGUCUCCAGGCUCAGGCCAGUUAGCCACCAGCAUGGGAGGAACCGCCGCCAAAGAUCAAGUAGGAAUUGAAUCCAGCAAGGCCAUGGCAGUUGUUGCAAACAUAACCUCAGAAGGUGUAGACGUGAUCUUGGCAGGAGCUGCCAGCUCUGCUCCGGAGUCCACUUCUGCAGCGGGUGACGCUGGUGGCUCCCCAGACACCAGCCUGAAUGUGGCAUUUGCAGGCAGCAUGACCACCAAGGGGCCUGCUGAGGAUAAACCUGAAGCUCCCCUCGUGUCGACCUUGAAGAGUGAAGGCUACAUGUGUGAAAGGGAUGGGAGCCAGAAGGUUUCCCACACUAGCUCUGAAGCACAUAAGGAAAAGAGAGAGAGACGAGAAAAGAACAGAAAGACUAGCAGGAAAAGUUCCCAUCACCGCAGGACAAGUCGCCACAGUUCAAGCAAGGACAAGAGCCGGAAAGGAUCUUCCUACCGGUCUGUAUCGAGCCACCGGAAAACAAGAGAGGACAAAAAGGGAAAAGAACGCGGUAACUUAAGGAGCAAGAGACAUAGCUCCUCUUACAGAAGCGAGUCCAGGACUGGUCACAAAUCCAGGAAGAACCGACCACCAGCUAACACAGGUUCUGUGACUAAGAAAGCCACUAAGAUUAGAUCUUUUUUCAGGAGCCUCCUAGUAAGGCCUACUUCAAAACCAGGGGACAACUCAUGUGAUAGAGGAGGGGUAGACAUUGUGACAAAGUUGGUGGAGAAGCAGGACAUAGAGACAACAGUGGAGAAAAGCAAGGAUUUAGAGUUCAACGACACCAUAAUCUCUGAGACAAUGGAGAAGAUCAUUCUUGAAACCAAAUCUAUUUAA
Grammomys surdaster is the source of this 1908-nucleotide messenger RNA. It is a transcript of the gene Garin3, whose product is annotated as family with sequence similarity 71 member B. The transcript has 2 exons. Bases 1 to 1908 code for a protein of 635 amino acids. The record is from RefSeq and is a predicted model, not a curated record. Gene Ontology annotation, cellular component: nucleus. NCBI's taxonomy places the organism in Eukaryota, Metazoa, Chordata, Mammalia, Rodentia, Muridae.